AUGGCCAGUGAUCAGAGAUUCCAGCGGACUGUGCAAGCAGUUGCGGAAGCUGUCCAAAUAUUUGCCGCUGGAACAUUUAACUUUGCAGAAAGCAUCAAACAGAUAUGGGGACCGCAGAUCCAGCCGGAUGCAGUGGAGACAUCGAAUCACUUGCCCGUCGAGGGGAUGCAGGAUGUCCAAGUGGUUGAUAAACUGCGCGACAGAUCCCCAUUCUCCCAGGAUGGAGAUCAACUAGCGAUCAACUCCCCUGGUCAUCCGCCGUCUAUGACCUUGCACGACGGGGAGGGGACACCAGAACUCCCGCAUGAAGCAAUCGUGCCGCUAGAGACAGCAAAAAUGCAGCUCUCUAAUGAUAUGGAUGCAGUAUCUGGGUCACUCCAGGAUGCUGUCAGAAGCUGCUACGAGUGCUUUGCGUCCUGGCAAAACGAAAGCCCAUUCCCACCUUGUCUUCCUACACUAGUGGGGCCAUUAAACGAGAUGGGGAAGAUGAUGCAACGCAAAAGAGAGCAGGAUCUUUAUAUUGCAGCACAAAAUGGUAAUGUUCCAAUAAAAAGCGAGCGCUUUGAGGAUGCAGUUUAUGAGACAUCCGAGCCGCUAGACAUGCCUUUAUCAUCCCCAAUUAUGGACAUCCCACAACAGCAGGUCGGUUCAAAGCGAGCCUAUCACUAUAUUAAUGAGCAGCAACCUAUAUUCAAACGGCAGCGGUUACAGGAAUUGCGACGAGUACUAGUGCCAGAAGUCUGCAGAGGGGAAAGUGGUCCACGACAGGAACAAAAUAACCACAGAGCGGUGGCGGACAGUCGGGAGUAUUCGCAAUCACCGGUAUCUUCGUCGCGAUCUAAAGGAAAGGCAGCGCAGAUCAAGAUGGUAAUGAAUAGGCAAGACAACUCACCUGUCGAAAAUUCAGACAUAUUGCCAAUCGCACAUAAAGUGACGAACGAAGACGUGCCACAUCUAGAGGGAGAAAAUGAUGGAUCCUGUCUUUCACGCAGAAAGAAUCCUUGGAAGAUUCGUCUUCAGAAGAGGAUGACGAUCACUCCUCCGAAGGAGAAGAAGAAACGGCUGUGCAAAUUCCAGCAGUAA
This is a messenger RNA of Penicillium crustosum, 1083 nucleotides long. RefSeq lists its product as uncharacterized. NCBI's taxonomy places the organism in Eukaryota, Fungi, Ascomycota, Eurotiomycetes, Eurotiales, Aspergillaceae. Bases 1 to 1083 code for a protein of 360 amino acids. The transcript is spliced from 2 exons. The record is from RefSeq and is a predicted model, not a curated record.